Fimicolochytrium jonesii is the source of this 882-nucleotide messenger RNA. RefSeq lists its product as uncharacterized. The record is from RefSeq and is a predicted model, not a curated record. NCBI's taxonomy places the organism in Eukaryota, Fungi, Chytridiomycota, Chytridiomycetes, Spizellomycetales, Powellomycetaceae. Gene Ontology annotation, biological process: superoxide anion generation. Bases 194 to 613 code for a protein of 139 amino acids. Gene Ontology annotation, molecular function: heme binding. The transcript has 3 exons. Gene Ontology annotation, cellular component: NADPH oxidase complex.
CUCUCCGCUUGGCUUUCCGCUGGGUAUCGCAAACGGCAACCAACCCUGAUCUCUGCAGGCAUUACCCUUCCAAUUAACGCUCAUUGAAAGGGCACAGCACAGGAUAGUCAGCAAUACAGCUUUCCGCUUCACUCAGCUGUCCUCCUUCCAUCCUCUCCAACACUCCACUCAAACCAACAAACGCAAACAAACCAUGACCAUCGGAAAUUUCGACUGGUACCCGUGGGCCCGCUACCAAGGCAUAGGCGCCGCUUUCUUCAUUCUUACCGGUGGCGUCAUUUCGCUGUUCUACCCUUCGAAAAUCCUAGCGGCAGUCAACAUCGUCAUCGGCCUCCUAAUAAUAGCCUGGGACUACCCCCUGCACCCCUUCACCCUCCUCGGCCCGCUCUCCACCAACAUGUACAUCCGUUUCGCCGGCCACCUGCUCGCCAUCGCUCCCACGGUAUUCCAAGCACCGACAACGACGGGCGGGCUGUGCAUGCUGUUUGCGGCGUUGUGCUGUUUGAGGGCGGCGAUUAAUGGCGAGGAUUUGACGCCGAAGAAGAGUGCGAGGGGUGCGCCGAGGGGUGGGGCGGGGAAGGAUAUGACGGCUAUCAAGGUGCCGGAGAAUUAGGGGCUUUGCAGAGUGGGGAGGUGGAAUGGGGCAUUUGAACUUGAGAGAUGCGAACGUUUGAUGGAACUUUCCAUGAGGGGCCUGGUCCCCCUCCUACGGCGUAUAUCUAUCUUGUAUGCGACGGCGAUUUUAUUUGUACAUAGUGAGCUAUGUGGAUUUCCUCCCUUCUGUUUUUGGUUGGGGAAAACUCGGAUAUCGAACUCCCCUUACACCCUUGUCUUUUGUACAUACAUUACAUACAUGGUAAAUACAUGCUAUACACACCACAU